UUGCGCGACGGAGUCUUCUGCUGGACUAGCAACGUUUUGCGGGCGAUGGAGAACGGAGCGGUGUAUAGUCCCACCACCGAGGCGGCCCCGGGCGCCGGCAGGGGCGCGCGCAGCGGCCUGGCCGCCUACUUCUUCCUGGGAAGGCUUCCGCUGCAUCGGCGCAUCCUCAAGGGCUCGCAGCUGCUGCUGUCCCUGCUGGCCUUCAUCUGUGAGGAGGUUGUGACCGAGUGCGGGCUGUGCGGAGGCCUGUACUUCUUUGAGUUCGUGAGCUGUAGCGCCUUUCUCCUGAGCCUGCUGCUGCUGAUCGUGUACUGCACGCCGGUGCACGACAGAGUGGACUCUAGCAAGGUCAAGUCCUCGGAUUUCUACAUCACCCUCGGAACAGGGUGUGUCUUUCUGCUGGCAUCUAUCAUUUUUGUUUCUACCCAUUCCGGGACCUCAGCUGAAAUUGCUGCGAUUGUGUUUGGCUUUGUAGCAAGCUUCAUGUUCCUGCUUGACUUCUGUGCCAUGCUGUGGGAGAAGCGGCAGGAGAGCCAGCUGAGAAAGCCUGAAAGCACCACCAGGGCCGAAACCCUCACAGAACCACUGAAUGCGUGAAGACUCGGAGCUCUGCGGCCACGCAGAGAGGCUCCCUCCGCUUGAGCUGUGUCGCCUGCGUGGCACUGGGAGAGAAGGGAAGGGGCAGGAGGGCGGCUUCUCAGUGUUGGGCUGGGGCAGCCCCACCAGUUAGCUCAGAGGGUUUCUAAUAACUGUUGGAACCUGCCUCAAAUAGAGGAGGUUUUGUUGUUUGUUUUGUUGUUUUGUUUUUUUGUUUUGUUUAGACAUGAGGGCUGUCAUCUCUUGGAAUUGCUUGUCUGUCACGGUGCCACAGGACACCCGCCCUAGUCUUAGCUUCCAGACUGAGCCUUUUCCUUUCUGUGUUUCAUUUCAGAAUCAUUUGCUUUGCUAUUUGUUUUUGAAGAUUUUAUUGUUGUUGGAGACUUAAUUUGUACUUCAGAUGCUGUUGUUGGAGCUUUAACUUGUACUUCAGAUGCUGUUGUUGGAGAUCUAACUUGUACCUAAGAUGCAGCUGUGGCUUCUUUCCUUCAUGUCUGAUCCCCGUCGUUACUGUACCUCAUAGCCUUCCACUCCCGUGCUAACCUUUUAAGGCGGUUAUUCUUAGUUCUUUCUGAGCCAGCAUGGCCUAACAGAAAGCGUGCUGUUUUAGGUGUAUAAAAGCAACAAUAGCAGCAGCCUUGGAGUGUUUUUACAUUGCACCUCAGUUGCUGAGAUUGAGUUGAAAAGAAAGAGAAGUUUGUUAUGGAUCACAGAAAAGUGAAGAAACAGACUACAUCUGAAGACCAAAGAUAGAAUAGACCUUUUUGUCCUGUGCAGUGGACGUAAUCACACAGAUGGGCCUUGACCACUUAGCAGAGAUGUGAAGGGGUUGUGCUGUGUUCACAAGCGUAAUCACAGUUAAUGAUGUCAGACUAGCGCAGACUAGUGUGAGCUGGAAGCUGCGGCUCUCCCUCCUGGCAGAAAAUGGCCACUGCUUCUCAAGUGCAUACAGCUCUGCAGGCUCUCCUCAGCCCCCGGCUGGGAUUGCCCGCCCACCUGAGAUGCCUCCUUCCUGACUUUUUCUAGUCACCAUCUCUGCCUGUCACCGUCUGUGAGGUGAGCCUGGGCUCUGACCCCUCCCCUUCUUUCUCACUGUUAGCCAGGCUAUCCAGAGUCUUGUGCCCUUCUCACCACCACAAGUCUGAGGUGGGAGUGUCAGGUUCUUGUUCCCACAGGCCUCUGCUUGGGUUUCUUUCCAGGGGAGGUGUUGUGAGGAAGCAAGCCCUAGAACCCUGCUAGUGAAUACUGUGAGUGGUGUAAGGAGGCUGCAAACUGUUCCCGAGACUUUGGAAGCAUUGCUUGUUGCUGGAAGGCUUAGAGGCAGGGGACACCUUUUUGACCGAAGGGGACCGUUCCUUCCUUCCUUCUUCGAACCCGAGCAUGUCCAGGCCUUCUGUGCCCUGGUGGAGGCUUCCCAGGCCAGGCUUUCUCUCUGAAGUUCUGCGAUCAUGUUUCCAGGGGUUCACUUUACAGUCCCCCUUCUUUUCAGUUCCUUGUCUGCCAUUGUGUCUGGUAGAUGGUUUCGGUUACAUAAGGGAGGCUAUUGCUCUUUCUCGGAAGCAGACGAAUCUGGGCGCCCAGCCUCUGCUCUGUUACUGGCUCACUGCCUGAUGUGCUGGUGUCAGGGCUUACAUGCUAAUGCUGUCGCCACACCUGCUUGGGAGAUCACGAAACCAAUCAUGGAUGUGCCUGACUGGGCAUGUCAUCUAAGAGAAGGGAUAGUAGGCUCUUGAAAAGUUGCCAGUGUAUGGCUGACAAUUUUAGAAUUUCAUUAUCAAGCUUGCUGUAGUCACUGUAAAAAACAUCUAGACCCAUUGAGAAUUAGCAGCAAAUCAGGGCUACUGUAGUGUUACCAACUGUUAGUCAGCUCCUGUCACUGUAACAAAGUACCUGAGACAAUCAACUUAAAGGAGGAAGAGUUGGGCUGGAGAGACGGCUCAGAGGUUACGAUGCUUCCUUCUCCAGCACCAGCAAGGGAUGGCUCACAGCUACUUGAAACUCUAGUGCCGGGGGUCCAGCGUCUCUGGCCUCCGGCACCCAAACACACAUGGUGUACAUUCACACAAACACAUAUAAAUUAAAGUAAAUCUUAAAAGUUAAAAAAAAAAGUUCAUCGUGGCUUGCAGUGUUGGAGGCUUCAGCCCAUGGUCGGACCUGUUGUCUUAGACAGCAGCUCUUCACUCUGGGGAGUUUGUGGUAGAGCAGGAAGCGAGGAAAGAGAGGCCGUGACUUGUCCCUGGAAGGGCAUGCCCCCCUGACCUAACCCUCACACUAGGCACCACUAUAAAGGUUUCUGCCCUCUUAGUCUUGCUGUCCUGGAGAAGAAGCCUGUAAUGCACAGACCUGUGGGGACUCAGCUCAGCGGUGGUGCCUCUGCCGCUGUUUGGCUUGUUCAGACUCACAGACCCUCUGGCCCGGCUCCAAACGUGGUGCAGUGACUCCGCAUUGAGUGGGUUUGCUCUGUUCCACAGCUGCCGGCUCUGCCUCGGCUGCUUCAUUCUUUCCUUUUAGGAAGAUCAUUUGGACACUUGUGUCUGCUGUUCUCAGAACUUUCUCUUUGGGGGACCUGGUGCUGGCUUUUGCAUCCUGUGGAAGGGAACGGGGUUAGACUGUGGCACCAAAAGAGCUGGGACCAGAUGCCGGCAGCGGAGGAAAGACGGUGUCUUUAUUAGAAGCUGUAGCAGAUUUGAUUUACUGUAUUUUAUACAAAUUGUUUAGACCAGUUUUUAAGACUUAGAAGGGAAAUAUACUUACGGCACAAGACUUUUAUAAUUACUGUACUUAAAUUAUGCUUUAUGUGGAGACCGGGAAAUGUAUUUUUACAUCACUUAUAUCCAAUCACUUUUGUAUUUGUUGAUUUAAAGCCUGUGGGUCUUUUUUAUUAUUAUUACUCUUAAUACCAGCUUUUAUAAUCUUUUAAAAUAAAUCCUCUUAAUUCGA
Molecule: messenger RNA, 3537 nt
Organism: Psammomys obesus (fat sand rat)
Lineage: Eukaryota; Metazoa; Chordata; Mammalia; Rodentia; Muridae
Gene: Cmtm6
Product: CKLF like MARVEL transmembrane domain containing 6
Exons: 4
Coding region: 46-597 (183 amino acids)
Cellular component (GO): membrane
Source: RefSeq, a predicted model, not a curated record